Messenger RNA from Ceratina calcarata, 3836 nucleotides. Its product is annotated as kinesin-related protein 4. The coding region runs from base 558 to 3416 and encodes 952 amino acids. NCBI's taxonomy places the organism in Eukaryota, Metazoa, Arthropoda, Insecta, Hymenoptera, Apidae. The record is from RefSeq and is a predicted model, not a curated record. The transcript has 7 exons.
UAGAAACAAUCUGAGUUCCAUUCAAAUCUGUUCGAAUGAAUUGUUCCCUUCCAUGUCCGCACUCCGCACGUUUCUUGUGUACAAACGUUCAGUACCUUACCUUCACUACCGUGUGAAGGUACCCAAAACGAUUGUCGAGCUACUUGUGAUACAACACAUGCUGAAUGCGGCAGUUGUAAUGGCGGUUAUUAGAUAAAUUGUUAUCCCAGACGUCAAAUAUUUAAAGAAAGUAAUGCACUUUCGUUACAUUUUCGCAUAAUUUUAAGGUGUUCUUGACCGUAAAAUACAAUACACUUUAUGCCUUCAAUAUUAACGUCCACAAUGUCAGAACAAGAUGAGCACACUUUGAAGGAAGCAGGUUCGCAGCAAAUAAAAUUGGAAAAACUCAAUAAAGAGCAAACGAAAGAUGCGGAAAUAUCAAUGAAUGUUGAUUCAAUUAAUUCAUCAAGAAAUGUGAUGAUGGAACAGAAAGCGUCUAUUGCAUAGUAUCUUCGGAAGAUGAAACUACUCAUUCUUAUAAUGACGAGGAUGACGACAGAUACAUCGAUAAUGAAGAUAUGGAUGAAGCAGAUAGACACAGAAAUGCAGUGUUAAAGGAUGAAGGAAAUGACGAUUAUGAAGAACAUCGUUUAAGAGCACGUGUUCAUGACAGUGACGAUACUGAUAGUGAAUAUGAGAGAGACUGCUUUGAUAGGGCAUCUGACGAUUUUAUCUUAAGUAAGAGUUUAAAGCAGCACCACAAAGAACAAAGUUUAUCAUUACAAGAUUUGAGCAAUCCUAAACACAAUAUCCGUACACAAUAUAAUAAACGAAAGCAAGGCCUUAUCUUCAAACGAAAAUAUUCAAAUUUGCAACCAAAUUUAGUAGCAUAUUCUAAUAUUCAUAGAACGAUACCGCUUAAAUAUCGGCGUAUAGAAAAUAAAGAAAGAAGCAUGAUUAAAGAACAAGGUAACCAAUUUAGAGGUAAAAAUAUGAAGAAUCAAGAAUCAACAAUGAAUAAAAACUAUGAGAAGGAAGAAGAUAACGACGUUGAUCAGUUAGAUGCACCAAGUGAAACGAUAAAAGUUAAUAUAGAUUUAGCUGUUAAUGAACCACAGACAGAAGAAACACAGACUGCUAAUUUAAUUUAUAAUACAGUGGAGAUUGUCGAAAAUUAUGAAAACAAUCGAUUACCUGAUAGGAUAAUUGAAAAUGGAUACGUGAAUACUGAAGAUAUUCAAUAUAAUCACAUACAGAAUGAAAAAUAUGUGGAAAAUUCUGAUGACAAAUUGGAACACGUAAAUGAACCUAUAGAUGUUAGUAUGCAGAUGGAAUGUAAUGAUGCAGAAGUGGUAGAAGCACAUGAAAUUGCUAACACUGACACAAGUUGUAACUUAAAAAUUACAAAUGUUAAAAGCAUCCGUCUAACUCGAGACGAAUCAGAGAAUUUCAGUUUUCCAAAGAAUAACGCGGUUGAUAGAUUGAACGCUGAGCUCACCGAAUUGAAAACUCAACUUAGACAAUUUCAUCAAAAAAGAUUAACGGAAAACAUAAAAAUGCAACAGGAAAUAGAUGGUUUAAAAAAAUCUUUGUCAAAAUAUGAAGAUGAAUCUCAAACGUGUGAAACAAAGGAUACCAUAGCAAAUGGUAUGAUUAUCGAAACUACUUCGAAACAAGACAUUGUAGCGUCAGAACAGCUAAACAAUCAAAAUGAGAAUAUAAUAGAGACCGAUGAAAUAAUGAAAAUGUCCACAAGCCGUAUGGAGCCUGGUAUAAGUUACACUAACGAGGCAGAGGCUGUUCACAAUUCAGCUAAAUCUACUGAAUCGACUAAUUCAACUUCAUUUCUUAACACUGAAGAUAAUAUUGCUACUAGUACAACUUCCAAAAAAUUGACAACGCUAUCACCAACCUUCGUCACUUCAACACGAAUUUUGCAAACACUUUCAAAUAUAAUGCAAGGUCAAGUUGAAGGUUGUCUACCCAACAAUACUAACAAAUGUUUAAAUGAAAAUUCCAUACAAAGUCAAAAUCAGAAAUCUGAUUCCCCAAUCAUUACGAGUUCUAAGAAAAGAAAAGCGGAAGUGCUUGGUAUUCCUAGUUAUGCUCCGCACUUUAAAAUACCUAAUACAAAUACAGAAUUCGAAAACAAAAAUAUUAUUAAUACGACUGAUGUGAAACUUGAAUAUUCUGUAGAAGAUACAAAUACAAAACCAAAACAAGAAGAUGAUAAAAUGCUUAUUGAUAGAACUACGGAUGAUUCUAUAUGUAUGGAAACUAAGGUGGAAUACGUGAAUAAUCCCGAAGAUAGUGUAAAGUAUUUUGUAUGCAAAAAUACCAAUAGUAUUGGAAAUGGCAGUUUCUUGAUUCAAGCAGAAGAACCAGUAAAAGAUCUGGAAAAUGAAAAAAAUCGUAUUCAAGAAUGUGGUCCGUUUUUAUUGGGUAAUCUUGAAGUAAGAAUGUCUGAAGUAAAUGGUAAAGUCAAUAUUUGGGGUAAGAAAAUUAACCAAGAAUCUGAUAGCGAUAACGAGGUCGAUUUAGAACUAUCUGAAAAAUUAUCACAGAGAAAAGCAUGUUGGUGUGAUACGUCCCAAACUAAAUUUAAUAAAAGUCCACUUGUGUGUUCAACGAACAAGAAGAAAAAAAUUCCAUCAAGAUUCAACAAAUCUAACAUUUCUCAGUGUUGUAACUUACACUUAAAUUCAAUAAAUGCAUCAUUAUUGGAAAGUAUAGAUGAUAAAAGGUACGCGCAUUCUUCCAAACGAAUGUCUUGUGAGAGUUGCAGUUCAUCAAAAUGUGACAACAGUUCGCCAAGAUGCAACCAUACUUCAAGCUUACCAGAAAGAAUACAUUCCUGUUGCAAUCAUCAUACCCAAACUACAAAUAAAGUUUGUAAUUGUAAGUCUUAUCGAAAGAAACGAUCACUCGACGUUAGUUGUAAAUGUUGCAAAGAUAAGUUUCAUAGCGUAGGAAUACAACAAGAUUUAUGCAAAGGUGCACAUAUGUCAAACUCAAAAUCACCUUCAGGCUGCAUAAAUCAUCAAAUGGCAUGCAAUACAUCCAGUCAAAAAUGUUACGAAGUUCCUCUGAAACGAUCUACUGAAACUGCCGAAAUGAAGAAACAAAAAUUGACUGGUGAAAGGGUACGAAGAAUCCUUACGGAUUUCUUAACAGCACAUGAAGGUGGCCGUGAUAUCAGCGCUACUGGUUCAAACGAAAAUAGGUUCCAACAAAAAGAAUCGUCUCGUAGACUGAAUGAUCCUCAACAAAUAAAAAGUUCCACUUCUACACAAGACAAUGAUAGAUACUGUCGUACGUGUGAAUCUCAGAUGGCGGCUCAACUUGGAAAAUUAGAAAUGAGUAUGGGAAGAGUACAAUCCCGAUUAGAUGCACUUGUAGAUAUGCUCAAUAAGCCUCGACCUACGGAUGUAAACUAACAGAAUUUCUACAAUGUCUUUUGGCCGUGUACAGAUCAUUCUUUUCAUUACUUUAUAACUCGUUACAUAAGUAAUUUCGUUACGUAUGGUUUAUUCAACAAAAUAAUUGUACCGCAUUUAAGUUACAAGAUUAAUCGUAGAAAUACUAGAUACUUUAUUUCACUUCAUAUAAGGUAUACGUGACCAAUUUUAUUAAAGUAAAUUGGACUAAUACAUAAAAGAUAGUGUACUAAGCACGUCAUUUGUCACUAUAACGAUUCAAUUUGUACGAAAGUGAUCAUCGUAUUUACAUAUGACUUAUUUUACACGAGCGUACAAAAAAUUUACGUUUUAUAAAUUAAAUUUAUCUGUAGAUAAAUUACAAUAUGACUAGAAAUUUUGUUUGCAACGAUAGACCUUAAAGGAUAAUUUAAGUGCUUU